This is a messenger RNA of Triticum urartu, 2108 nucleotides long. NCBI's taxonomy places the organism in Eukaryota, Viridiplantae, Streptophyta, Magnoliopsida, Poales, Poaceae. The record is from RefSeq and is a predicted model, not a curated record.
UGUAGCAAUUGUUUAGUUUAUUCAUAUUGUAAGGGUAAAUAAAAGCUUUGUUUAUAUGUUAACUUAAACAAAGCUUUGUUUAUAUGUUAACUUAAACAAAGGUUUGUUUAUAUGUUAGCCUAUCUGUUAAGUAAAAUUGUUUAUUAACCAAUUUUGUCUGUUAUUUCAUUUUGCAGUUUGUAUGAUGACAUUUUGGCUGUUAGGUUCCAUUUUGAUGCUUCAGAAAUGUUUGAGCCGAAGCUCUGCGGUUCAGAUGUAACAUACCUGAAUAUGAUUGCAGUGAUGGAAACCCAAUGAUUUAGUGAAUAUGAUCUGCUGUUUCACAUUGAGAAUCCAGAUUUAGGGGAGAAAGGAUUGGAGAUGGUAGAGAGUAAUGCUGAGUUGCAACUAGUAAAGAGGCAGGUUGAGGAGUGUAAGGUUCUAAAUUUGCUAGCGAGGGCAUGUCCACCUCCUUGCAGCCAGUUUGAGAGGUAAGAAUUAUCCAUUGUUGUGUAUGAAGAGCAUGUGUUAUAUGAUCUCAGUGAGCCACCCAUCUAUGUUGUUGAUGAAGAAGGAGUUGCCUUUGAAAGUCAGAGUAGUAGCUGCAGUGUAGCUCAUGGUACUGGUGUUUGCACACAAGAGAGCAAGAAUGUAAGAGGAAAACUGAAAGUUGUUUUGGAAAUAGAAGAAGAAGAGGGAUAUGAUGGCAGUGGUGGUUUGUGAAGGUGAAGAUGACAGUGAUGUAAACCCUUUUUAUAUGGGUGAUGCUGAUGACAUAGAGAUGGAUGAGGGAAAGAAAUAGAGAGAGUAUGAUGAAAUAGAAGAGGAAGAAACAGAUGAUGAAGAAUCUGAGGAGGAAGAAGUGGUGCAUUAUGAGGGUGACACAGAGGUUGAGGAACCUUUUCAAAUGGAUGAAGGUGAUAGUUGUUUCACAGGAUGAAGAAACUGUAAUUGCACAUGAAGAGAAGAAGAAGAAGAAGAAGAAGAAGAAGAAGAAGAAGAAGAAGAAGAAACAGAAGCUUCCAGUUAGGAAAGGGCCUACAACAAGGACACAUUCAAGUGUAGUUCAAGAGGAGGAACCUGAUUUCAAACCUUCAUCUGACGAAGAAGAGAAAGGAUUGUUGAAGGAGGCUGAUGAUGAUGGUUAUGAGCCAUUGUCAUUUAUGCUGCCAAAGAAAAGGAAGAGCAGGGCAAAGCAGAGGCCUCCUAGAAAAUGGUACAAUGAGAAAAUGGAAGCACCACAUGAGCAAUUAUGUCUAAAGAUGUGUUUCAAGGAUCAACAUCAAUUCAGAGAGGCUUUGUUGAACUUACACAUCACUCAAGGCAGAAACUUGAAAUAUCAUAGGAACUCAGAUCAAAGAAUAAUUGUACAAUGCAACCAAAAACAUUGCAACUUCUUUAUGGUGGCACCAGUUAUAAAAGGUGAAACUACUUUUGUAAUUAAGAAGAUGAGAAUUAAGCGCACUUGCCCUAUUAGUACAAAGACAACAAGGGUAAGUGCCAAGUGGCUUGCACAGAAGUAUGAGUCAUUGUUCAGAUCUGAUCUAACAACUGUCAUUCAGACUUUGAUUGAUGCCUGCAUGGAGAAGUAUGGUGUGGAUGUGCCCAAGUCAAUGGCAUAUAGGGCAAAGAACCUAGCUAUUGAUGUUGUGCUAGGAGACCACAAGAAGCAAUACCCUAGGUUGAAAGACUAUGCUCACACGGUGAUGGAUACAAACCCUGGGAGUAGAGUAGUAGUCACUACUGUAACUCCAACAUCCACUGAAAAAAAUCCCCCAUCCAGGUCCAAGAUUCCAUGCUAUGUUCUAUUGCAUCAAUGGAGCAAGGGAGGGGUUUCUCUCAAGGGGAGCAGACCAUUCAUUGGUGUUGAUGGGUGCUUCAUUAAGUUAACUACUGGUGCUCAAUUACUUGCUGCCACUGGUAGAGAUGGCAACAACAACAUAUACCCACUAGCAUUUGGUAUUGUUGGGCAAGAGGACACACCUAACUGGUGUUGGUCUCUACACCAACUUAAAAUCUGCCUAGGAGGAGAAGAGCGACAGUUUGGUCCAUAUACAAUAAUGUCAGCUAGACAAAAGGUAUGUGCUUUUAUCUUAUGUCCUUGUUUCUAUAUGGUUGUUUUGUGCUAG